Lathyrus oleraceus (garden pea) is the source of this 621-nucleotide messenger RNA. RefSeq lists its product as uncharacterized. Gene Ontology annotation, molecular function: DNA-binding transcription factor activity, RNA polymerase II-specific. The record is from RefSeq and is a predicted model, not a curated record. Lineage: Eukaryota; Viridiplantae; Streptophyta; Magnoliopsida; Fabales; Fabaceae. Gene Ontology annotation, biological process: positive regulation of transcription by RNA polymerase II; cellular response to iron ion starvation. Bases 1 to 621 code for a protein of 206 amino acids. The transcript has a single exon.
AUGGUGCACCCAUAUAUGUUUCCCAAAGAUACUAUGAGGAUGGAUAUUAAAGCGGAUGAAGUGAAGAAUUAUGUUAAACCUGAUGAAGUGAAGGAUGAUGUCAAACUGGGUGCUAGAUUGAUUGUUAUUGAGGUAGAUGUUCUUGAACCAUUUGCAAAUAAAUAUGAAUUUAUUGUUCAUAAACAUAAACUACAAUGGGUCCACAUGGAGGCUGGGAAAUUAGGGUUUAGCAUUGUAAUCGAAAGGUCUAACAAUAGUUCUAAUAGAAGACAAGCAUUUGUAACAAUGAGAUGUAAAAGAAGUGACACAUACCAACCACCGAUUCGGAAGUUGAAACGUGAUGACACCGGAUCGAGAAAAGGUGAGUGUCCUUUUAAAUUGUGCGGAUAUUGUAAGGCGGAUGAUACGUUGAAAUUAUAUGUGGUUUAUGGUACACAUAAUCAUGCCUUGUAUCACAUGCUAGUCGGUCAUCCCAUUGUAUGUCUCCAUAUUCCAGAGGAGAAGGAACUUGUUUCGAACAUGACAUUAAACAUGGUGGCGCCGAAAAACAUACUUGCAACUUUGAAACGGGAAAGACCUCAAAAUGUUUCAAUCAAACAAGUAUACAAUGUGUGUGCUUGA